Diversispora eburnea is the source of this 325-nucleotide messenger RNA. NCBI's taxonomy places the organism in Eukaryota, Fungi, Glomeromycota, Glomeromycetes, Diversisporales, Diversisporaceae. The record is from the annotation of a GenBank genome assembly.
GGAGAAUCAGAUGAGCCAAUUAAUAAUUGCUUUACAGUAUUACACAAUAGUUCAAAAAAAACAUAUUGUCCACAUCCACAUUGUGAAAGAAAUAUUAUAAAGCAGGGAUCAAUAAUUCAAAAAACUUGUAAUGUUAAAUAUUCAAAAUUAAUACCACUUGAUAUCAAAAAGUGUCCAUAUAUGAUUCUUGUUUCUAGAGGAAUUCAUUCACAUCCACCACCUCCACCUAAUCGAGUUCCAAUUACUAUUCGUGAUCGUUUACAAGAAUUAAUUCAUCAAGCAAAUGAUAAUACUGGAGAUGUUACUCCAACUCGUAUUAUAUCAG